Messenger RNA from Phialemonium atrogriseum, 3260 nucleotides. RefSeq names its product leucyl-tRNA synthetase. The coding region runs from base 305 to 3199 and encodes 964 amino acids. Gene Ontology annotation, cellular component: mitochondrion. Gene Ontology annotation, molecular function: aminoacyl-tRNA deacylase activity; leucine-tRNA ligase activity; ATP binding. The transcript is spliced from 2 exons. Gene Ontology annotation, biological process: leucyl-tRNA aminoacylation; mitochondrial translation. NCBI's taxonomy places the organism in Eukaryota, Fungi, Ascomycota, Sordariomycetes, Cephalothecales, Cephalothecaceae. The record is from RefSeq and is a predicted model, not a curated record.
AACCGAAUACGGCAGGCUGGAUCUCUUUAAGCUUCUAAUUCAAGGGAGGAGAUAUCCUGACAAUUACUGGCCAAUUUGAGAUAGGAUGUCUUAAGCAGGGCAAUUCUGGCUCUAAUAACUUGUAAAUCCGUCUCCGAGCGUUGGCGAGCACCACGUGAGCGUGACAGGGCCGGAUGGGUUGUACCGUUGUGGCACGCUUGGCAAAAACGUCUAGGGCCCGCCGCAACGGACAGCUGACUAUCUAUCGAUCGCAUAGCUCGGAUGAGCUCGACUCAACUGCCUCCGAGGCAAUAAUGUUUUCGUGAUGCCGCUGCUCUAUGGAAGAUUUAUAGCUCGGCCAUUGCCUACGUCGAGCAUUCAAUGCUCAGCUGGGCUACUCGGUCUUUCCCUGCGAUCGCCGCAAUGGCCUCGAUCCAGAGCUCCCUGUCCCGCUCCCCACGCCUUUAUUCGCAGAAGCUACGCCACUAGCAAGUUCGACCUGCCCAGCCUCGACGAGAAAUGGCGACGAAGAUGGGAUGAGCUGCGUUCCGACCCCAGCUCAAGAGCCAAUGGCUCCAAGGACAGGCGAUACAUCCUGCCUAUGUUCCCCUACCCUUCGGGUACAUUGCAUGUCGGACACCUUCGGGUCUAUACUAUCGCCGAUGUCCUGGCUCGAUUCAACACCCUUCAGGGCUACAAUGUUCUCCUCCCAAUGGGCUGGGACGCGUUUGGCCUCCCGGCCGAAAAUGCGGCCAUUGAGCGCGGCAUAAACCCAGCUACGUGGACGAAGGACAAUAUUGCGAAAAUGAAGGGCCAGCUUGACCAGAUGAAUGGGAGCUGGGACUGGUCGAAUGAGAUUGCCACUUGUGACCCCGAGUUCUACAAGCAUACUCAGAGAAUAUUCCUCCUCCUGCACGAGAAAGGCCUUGCUUAUCAAGCCGAAGCCGAAGUCAACUACGAUCCGGUGGACAAGACCGUCCUGGCCAACGAGCAGGUUGAUGCCGAGGGUUGUUCUUGGAGAUCCGGCGCCAAGGUUGAGAAACGCCGGCUGAAGCAGUGGUUCCUUCGAAUAUCAAGCUUCCGGGAAGAUCUCCUUCAGGGGCUACAGGGUCUGGAAACGAAUGGCGCCUGGCCCGAGAGGGUCCUGGCUAUGCAGAAGAACUGGCUCGGGAAGUCAACCGGCGCAAUGAUAAAGUUCCCAAUUAUAGCCUUCAAACACGAGGUUGGCGCCGCCAUCGAGGUUUUCACGACCCGGGCAGACACCCUGUUCGGUGUGCAGUACCUAGCUCUUGCCGCAUCCCAUCCAAUUGUUGCUACCUUGGCCGAGAAGGAUCCCGAGCUACAGGCAUUUAUCGACACGUUGCCUGGGCAUCCUCCUGACUCAAAAGUCGGAUAUAUGUUGCCUCACAUCAGGGCGAUAAAUCCGCUCGCGUACCACGAGGAAUCACCGGAAGCUAUUAAGCAGUCCAUCCCCGUCUACGUCGCUUCGUAUGUGCUCGGCGACUAUGGAGAAGGGGCUGUGAUGGGUGUCCCCGGCCAUGACCACCGAGACUUUGCUUUUUGGAGAGAGCACCAUUACGAUGAGCCCAUCCGCGUUGUUCUCGCCGCAUCGGACGACGAGUCCACCACAGCCAUGCUUAACAAACCGUUCGUUGAACAUGGCGUGAUGACCGCGCACAGUGGGCCAUUCAAGGGCAAGACGUCGAAAGAAGCCGGCCAAAUUCUGGUCUCCAUGCUUGAGGCAGUACAACUGGCGAAGCCCGAAGAAAAGUGGCGGUUGAGGGAUUGGCUUAUAAGUCGCCAGAGAUACUGGGGGACGCCCAUCCCAAUCAUCCAUUGCGGCUCGUGCGGAGCAGUUCCAGUCCCGGCGGACCAGCUUCCCGUCAAACUACCGGCGGUCGACGAACACUGGGCCGAACGCAAGGUGGGUAACCCCUUGGAGUCCCUCCAAGACUGGGUGAAUACCUCCUGUCCCAAGUGUGGAGGCGCUGCCAAGAGGGACACCGAUACCAUGGAUACAUUUGUGGACUCGAGCUGGUAUUACAUGAGGUUUGUCGAUCCUCACAACAAGGAUGCUCCCUUCUCCCCCGAGCAGGUGCGGGAGCUGCUCCCCGUGGAUAUUUACGUCGGCGGCAUUGAGCAUGCAAUCCUGCAUCUCCUGUAUGCCCGCUUCAUCUACAAAUUCCUGAUGGCGAGUCCCUUGGCCUCGGACGGAAAUGGCCAGGCUGGCGCAGUCCAUGAGCCGUUCAAGCGGCUGAUAACUCAGGGGAUGGUCCACGGCAAGACUUACACCGAACCAUCAAACGGCAGGUUCCUCAGACCAGACGAGGUCGAGUUGAACGAUCCGGAAACCCCAAGGGUUGCGAUGACCGGCGAGGCGGCCAAUAUCAGCUACGAGAAGAUGUCGAAGUCCAAAUACAAUGGCGUUGAUCCUACCACAUUCAUCGCCGAGCACGGAGCAGAUUCGACGCGCGCGCACAUGAUAUUCCAAGCGCCGACCAGCGACCAGCUCAACUGGGACGCGGAAAAGAUAUCGGGCGUUACACGCUGGCUCCACAAGGUCCACGAUCUGGUCCUCAAAGUUAAGGAGAUCCCGGCAGACCAGACCAGCAAGUCGGCAAGGGAAUACCUCGAAGAAUCCGCGGCUAGGCUUGGCUCCUCGGGCGAGGCGGAGCUAGCGCAGUGGGAUGCGGACGCGGCGGCGUGGCUCGACGUGCAGAAGACAAUCGAGUCGGUCACGGCGUCGUACAGGAAGGUCACCUCGCUGAACACGGUCGUUUCCGAUCUGAUGAGCCUGUCAAACACCAUAGCCGCCAACGGGAACGCCCACCCCAUCAUCCAAAGGGAGGCUGUCGUCGCGAUCCUAUGCAUGGCUGCUCCAAUCACUCCUGCGUUCGCGGAGGAGUGUUGGAGCAUUUUAUACCCGGCGUCCAGGUCCAUCUUCCAAUCCGUCUCAUUCCCGGUCACCGACGGGACUGCCCCCAUGCUGCAGCCGCGGAUGCAGCCCUGUGCUGUGCAGGUGAACGGGAAGCUCAGACUGGUGGUUGAUAUACCGAAACCCGCGAGCUUGCAAGGCGACGAGCUGAAGGACUGGGUGGUGGAGCAUGUCACCAUGACGGAUGAGGGCAAGGCCAAAUUGUUGGACGGCGCCAUCGACAUCCGGUCAGCGAAGAAGGUCCUCGUUGUUAAAGAAGGCAGGCUCGUGAACUUUGUACUAUAGCCACGGAAACUGAGACUGUACGAUAUGAUACCCUGGGCUCCUGUCCACGCAGACGGGAUAU